Falco peregrinus (peregrine falcon) is the source of this 783-nucleotide messenger RNA. It is a transcript of the gene POLR1H, whose product is annotated as RNA polymerase I subunit H. NCBI's taxonomy places the organism in Eukaryota, Metazoa, Chordata, Aves, Falconiformes, Falconidae. Gene Ontology annotation, molecular function: nucleic acid binding; DNA-directed RNA polymerase activity; zinc ion binding. The record is from RefSeq and is a predicted model, not a curated record. Gene Ontology annotation, biological process: DNA-templated transcription; termination of RNA polymerase I transcription. Gene Ontology annotation, cellular component: RNA polymerase I complex.
AUGGAGCUGCCCCCCUCCUGUUUCCAGUCUUCCCUGGAUUUCUGCCCCGAGUGCGGCUCCGUCCUGCCACGGCCGGGCCCCCAUAGCACCAUCCACUGCCCCCGCUGUGCCUUCACCCUCCGCAGCGCUGAUUUUGAAGGUAAAAUCAUCCGCAGCACCAUAGAGUUCAACCGGCUGGACCCCACGGCGGGGAGGGGGUCGGAUCCUGCGCCCCGCCUUGAGGGACCGCUGGUGGAGCGGCGGUGCCCGCGCUGCGGCCACGAGGGGAUGGCGUACCACACCCGGCAGAUGCGCUCGGCCGACGAGGGCCAGACCGUCUUCUACACCUGCCCCCCACUGCCGGUUUCAGGAAAAGGAGGAUUCGUGACUGGGUAUUUGCUUCGCUCGGGGGUAUUUGCCCCCUCCCAUGUGGGUAAUAAAAGCCCCCCCCCAGGGUUUUUAUCCGUGGCUGUGCUUGGGGGUGUCUCAGUUGCCCCCUCCCAACACCUCUUCAGCCCCAUCUGCCUGCCCCGGUCUCUGAAUUACCCUUCAGCUCCUCUCUGCCCACCCCUCAGGGCUUAUCUGCCCCCCCAAAACUGCCCCCCAACCCCCAGCACCUAUCUGCCCCGCAAACGUGCUGCCUGUCCCCCCCCUCCCCGCCCAGCCCCCAGGCCCUAUCUGCCCCUACAUACUGUUCCCUUGGCCCCUAUCUGGCCCUCUAAGCCCCUGAGUUAACCCCUUUACGCCCCCAAACUGCUCCCUUGGGCCCUAUUUGACUCCCCUAGCCCCUGAAUGUCCCCUCAG